Molecule: messenger RNA, 1356 nt
Organism: Fonsecaea multimorphosa CBS 102226
Lineage: Eukaryota; Fungi; Ascomycota; Eurotiomycetes; Chaetothyriales; Herpotrichiellaceae
Exons: 1
Coding region: 1-1356 (451 amino acids)
Biological process (GO): chromatin remodeling; positive regulation of transcription by RNA polymerase II
Cellular component (GO): histone acetyltransferase complex
Molecular function (GO): histone H3 acetyltransferase activity; protein binding
Source: RefSeq, a predicted model, not a curated record
AUGCCUUUCAACCCUCCCCAAGUGGGAACCUUUCCGCCUGACGAUAACUUGUAUCGCGUCGAGUCGAACAUUUCUACCGCCUCGGAUUCAACCAUAUCCCUCUCAUACCUUGAAGACUACGGCAUUCUUUCUCACUUUCCUUCCCAGGCUGAGCGCCCUGCUUUGAAAACAAUCGAGGCUAAUCUCUUCUCUGAGCAGUCCGACACAGACCCUCCUAUCACCCCCACCCCCGUCGAUUUUCCCGAGAAGCCGGCGGUAGUUGAAGAGAAACAAGGAUUUAUUGAGUUCAGGGUGGUCAACAAUGACAAUUCGAGGGAGAGCAACAUUAUCUUGACUGGACUGAAAUGCAUUUUCCAAAAGCAACUGCCAAAAAUGCCCAAGGAUUACAUCGCUCGUCUGGUAUACGAUAAAACACAUCUGUCCAUCGCAAUUGUCAAGCAGCCUCUCGAGGUGGUAGGUGGUAUCACAUACCGACCGUUCAACUCGAGAAGGUUUGCUGAGAUUGUCUUUUGCGCCAUUUCAUCAGAUCAGCAGGUCAAGGGGUACGGCGCCCAUCUGAUGGCGCACUUGAAAGACUAUGUCAAGGCUACCUCGCCGAUCAUGUAUUUUUUGACCUACGCCGACAACUAUGCGAUUGGUUACUUUAAAAAGCAGGGUUUCACCAAAGAGAUCACCCUGGAGAAGUCGAUUUGGAUGGGAUAUAUCAAAGAUUACGAAGGAGGAACAAUCAUGCAAUGCAGCAUGUUGCCCAAGAUCCGCUAUCUGCAAGCUCCUCGAAUGCUUCAGAAGCAGAAGGAGGCAGUCAUGGCCAAGAUCCGAGCCGUGAGCAAGUCCCACAUUGUUCACCCUCCACCGGCACAAUGGAAGAACGGCGUCGUCGAGAUAGACCCCAUGUCAAUUCCGGCUAUCAAAGAGUCUGGAUGGUCUCCUUCGAUGGACGAACUUUCCCGACAGCCUCGACACGGCCCGAACUACAAUCAGCUUCUUCACUUGCUCAACGACAUGCAGAACCAUACAGCAGCGUGGCCGUUUGCCCAGCCGGUGAACAAGGAUGAGGUCCCCGAUUACUACGAAGUCAUCAAAGAGCCGAUGGACCUGUCAACAAUGGAAGAACGACUACAAAACGAUCUGUAUCCUAGGCCGGAAGAUUUCAUCAAGGACGCCAAACUCAUCUUCGACAAUUGCCGGCGCUACAACAACGAAACGACGCCAUACGCCAAAAGUGCGAACAAGCUGGAAAAGUUCAUGUGGCAACAGAUCAAGAAUAUCCCGGAGUGGUCGGUGAGUGGUUAUAUCCUGACAAUACUUCGGAGUUCCGACACGCUGACAUGGUUGAUGCAGCACCUUGCAGAGUAA